AUGCAUACCGAGGAAGCUAGUGUACGACACCCCGCCGAAGCUGAACUCCUGCUCAGCUCUCCCCAACCCGACACGAAGCAGCGAUCCAGGCAGCAUACAAUAAUAUUUUGGAAACUAUGUACAGCCGCAUUCUUCGUCGACCUUGCAUUGCAGAUACUUCAGCCUGCUCAAACGCAGAUUCUCGAAAGCAUUUAUUGCGCGCAAUGGUAUGAACAACAUCCUGCUCCCGGUGUACCGCUCCACGGACACAUACCGGAAUCAUAUUGCAAGAUUGGCCCGGUGCAGACGCAGGUAUCCUCGCUCAAGGGAUGGCUUGAGGUCGCUCUGUCCGCGCCAGGCCUUCUUAUGAGCAUACCCAUCGGCAUGCUUUCAGAUGCAGUUGGGCGACGCUACUUAUUCAUCAUCAAUGUCUUGACUCUAUUCCUGGGAGAGGCAUGGAUCACUUUCGUUUGUUGGUUCGGUGGCCAAAUGCCUCUUUAUACGACCUUGCUUGCAGGCAGUCUUGGGCUAUUGACUGGUGGAACGAUCGUGACGGAGAUGCUUUUCGUGUGCUGCUUGACGGAUGUGAGUCCUGGAGAACAACUGACAAAAUCUUUCUUCCGCGCAACGGCAUUUGGGCAAUUUAGUAAAGUGGUCGGGCCACUGAUCGCGGGAGCGUUGAUGAAAGUGGACGCCUGGUUUGCUGUCUAUGCUGGUCUGGCAUGUCUGGGCAUCAUGGUCAUGAUGAUCACGACGAUACCAGAAACACUACGCUCGAAAGAACACACCGAAUAUACACGGACGGCGACUGCGGCACAAGACGUGAAACCAACUUACCGGAGGAGGCUCUUACUUGCCUCAUCAAGUCAGUCGGUACAACAGGUUUUGAAGAUCUGGAGCGACUGGCGGUUGGUUUUUGUGGCAUUAAUGUACCCUUUCAAGAUGGUGCACUUUGCCCUGGACGACUUGAUUCAGCGAUAUGUCUCGGACAGAUAUGGUUGGACCCUCGCGGAUGCGACACUGCUGUACUCCAUCCAGGCCAUCUCCACGACGCUGAUGCUCUUGGUUAUUUUACCCAUUAUCUCCGAUCAGAUUGACCACUGGUACUCGCUGAGUGUCCUCCAGAGGAAUGUGGUACUGACCAGGACAUCUGUUGCCAUUCUGGCACUGGCGUAUCUCGCAAUUGGAUUCGCACCGAACAUUCCAAUCAUGGUCAUCGGCCUAUUUGUCGAGACACUUGCGACAGGCCUGCCUAGCGCUAUGCGGGCUCUUGCUGCGGCUUUGGUGGCCCAUGAAGAUAAAGGGCGAGUGUACUCGGUGCUGGCGGUAGCGGAGGCGCUCAGCGCGAUAAUCGCUUACCCAGUCACCGCACAGCUCUUCAAUAUUGGGCUUGCAAAGGGGGGAGGAGCAUGGCUUGGAUUACCGUAUGAUGUCAUCGCACUUGGGGGCGCUGUGGUAUUUGCUGUGAUGUGUCUGCUUCGCUUCGAGAGGCGCAUGAGGGUGUAA
Exophiala viscosa is the source of this 1485-nucleotide messenger RNA. Its product is annotated as major facilitator superfamily domain-containing protein. Gene Ontology annotation, cellular component: membrane. The coding region runs from base 1 to 1485 and encodes 494 amino acids. Gene Ontology annotation, molecular function: transmembrane transporter activity. NCBI's taxonomy places the organism in Eukaryota, Fungi, Ascomycota, Eurotiomycetes, Chaetothyriales, Herpotrichiellaceae. The transcript has a single exon. Gene Ontology annotation, biological process: transmembrane transport. The record is from RefSeq and is a predicted model, not a curated record.